Nerophis lumbriciformis (worm pipefish) is the source of this 3775-nucleotide messenger RNA. It is a transcript of the gene igf2b, whose product is annotated as insulin-like growth factor 2b. Gene Ontology annotation, molecular function: hormone activity; protein serine/threonine kinase activator activity; insulin-like growth factor receptor binding. Gene Ontology annotation, biological process: regulation of muscle cell differentiation; positive regulation of insulin receptor signaling pathway; positive regulation of transcription by RNA polymerase II. Gene Ontology annotation, cellular component: extracellular region. The record is from RefSeq and is a predicted model, not a curated record. NCBI's taxonomy places the organism in Eukaryota, Metazoa, Chordata, Actinopteri, Syngnathiformes, Syngnathidae.
GUUUUAGCCUGUCUCCUCGGUCUCUGGGACAGCCUUUCUUUCACACAUCACCUAACUAACAUACUGGGAAACUAACUCACCUGCAAGCACACCCAAAAGCACCAAGUAAGGCCAGCUUUUUUUUUUUUUUUGUUUUGUUUCGGUUUUUUUUUCUUCUUCUUCCCAUUUUGUGACUAUACUGCCGACUGACAUGGACACCCUGCGAUCCAACUCACUUUGCCACACCUGCAGGGAAACGCAGCCCGGCAGGAUGAAGGUCAAGAAGAUGUCUUCCUCUGCGCUGCUCUUUGCACUGACGCUGAGCCUCUAUGCGGUGGAGAUGACUUCGGCAGAGACGCUUUGUGGGGGAGAGCUGGUAGACGCGCUGCAGUUCGUCUGCGAAGACAGAGGCUUCUAUUUCAGUAGGCCCACCAGCCGGGGGAACAACAGGCGCACCCAGAACCGUGGGAUAGUAGAGGAGUGUUGUUUCCGUAGCUGUGACCUCAAACUUCUGGAGCAGUACUGCGCCAAACCCGCCAAGUCAGAAAGAGACGUGUCGGCCACAUCUCUACAGGUCAUUCCGGUGAUGCCUCCAUUAAAGCAGGAAGUCCCGCAGAGGAAGCCGCAUGUGCCCGUGAAGUAUUCCAAAUACGAGCUGUGGCAGAAGAAGGCGGCCCAGCGGCUCCGGAGGGGUGUCCCCGCCAUCCUGAGAGCCAAAAAGUUCCGGAGGCAGGCGGAGAAGAUGAGAGCCCAGGAGGAUACGGCCUUCCACAGGCCCCUGAUCAGCCUGCCCAGCAAACUGCCGCCCGUCUCUCUCACCACGAACAACUAUGUCAGCCACAAAUGAGCCCGCUGCCAGCCCUUUGCACAGAGUUUGGAAGGACACACAAAAAAAGCCUAGGGGAUUAUAGCUUUGUCUCUGACGUCAUUUCUGUGGCAGUCCUCUUUGACCUCCCCUGCCCUGUCCGAGCCCACCAAACCCCCCCCCCCCCACCCCCCACCACCACCACCACCCCCCCCCCUGCCCGAUUCUCCUCCACUUUUUUCUUGACCCCUGGCCCCCUUUCUAAUACCCCCCCCCCCCCCCCCUCAAACCCCAUCACCCUCCUCCGGAACACAAACAUGCCUUCACAUUCUUCCCGUCUGAACUUUUUUUUUUUGGCUAGCUCUUUCAGUCACCGACACAAAAGGCACAAACACAAACGUGAACAAUUCGGCCGAAUGCCAUUCAGGUGGACCCGUAAGCAAAAGAGUAAAUGGAAGAGAGAGAAAAGGAGAUGAAAGAGAUGUGUGUGGCGUGCAAGUGUCAAGAGGACACCCAGCGGAAUGUUUUUUUUUUUUUUUUUUUUUGUCCUCUUGGAAAACAACUCAAAAGUGAAGAAGAAGCUUGCAUGACAGAAUCCGUUCCAUGUAUUUUGUUUUUCCUGAGGCGAAAAAGAAAAAAAACCUCUUAGUUUUUUAUUUUUUUUUUAGUUUGCACCUCUACCUAUAAAGGGACUUCCACACUGUAAGGAAUUAUUUUGUAAAAUUAGAUUCCUGUUCCAGCACCUUUUGAUCACAAACAAAAUGCAGAAAAGAGUCUGCAGAAAUUGCACAUUGCCACGGAUUACGUCAAAGUAAAGAAAAAUAAAUGGCACUAUUUUUUUAUGAACAAUGAACGUGUAGCUUCAAAACAAUGUCAUGGUGCUAGCUCCGGGAAAGGACUUCAAGAAGAGAUUGAAAAGCACGUUUGUUUUUGUUUUUUUUCUGUUUUUUUUUUUCUCUCCUUUGAAUGAAUUUAUUAUAACUUUCCGUUUUAAGGAAAGUGAGACUUUUAAAAGAAAAAAAGGGGGGGAAAAAAGGAUAUGGGGGAGCUCCUGGCAGUGGCAAUGUCAAGGGGGAUGUGUCACUGAGAAACUAUGGGGGCUCUGACGGCAUCAAGGCUCACAGGAAAUGCAAGCGGCUGCUCAUCACUAGCUUGUCACACGUGGCAAGGGGGACUCGAGACCCUGUCCCUGCCCCUCCCCACCCCCCCGUGUCCCUCCGAGGCAGAUGGACACAGGGAAUAUAAAUAUGGGACACCGUGGACUGCCUGGAUUUGGACAGUACUACUUCCUGUUUACUGUGGCUUUGUGGACUGCUCCGACAGGAAGUAAACAUAGCAUGGACAAGUGGGAUAAUUGAUAAGGAUUUUUGUUUUUGUUUUGUUCUUUUCUUUUCAUAUCAAUUUCAAUGGAAAAAAAAAAAAAAAAAAAAAGGAAAUCCCCGUCUUUUCUGGUACCAUGACAUUCCUGUUUUUUCAUGUUAGGCAUUUUUCAUGGUAACGUUCUGAUGUGUUACUUUACCGUUUUAAAGAAAGGCACAGAUAUUCUGAUUCAAAGGGAAAAAAACAGCAAUAAUGUCAACUAACAUUUAUUUUUAUUGUAUAUCAGUAGUAUUCACAUGCUUUUGCCUGAAAACAAAUACUUGAAUAUAUCUAUCUAUAUAUAUAUAUGAACAUAGAUAUAUAUGUAUAUAUAUAAAUAUAUAUAUAGAUAUAUAAUUAGUUUCCAGGGACGUUAUUUCCUUUAGUCUGAGCUGUAUCUUGCGUAAUGAGCCGCCAAGCUUUUUUUGUUUGUUUGUUGAAAAUACAAAUAAGGGCACUGUAUAAAGGCAUUAUUUAUUUUGUUAUAAAAUAUAUUUGAAAAAUUGGUCCAAAUAAUAUGCGCAGCACUGAUGCUCAACUGACAGAUUUAUUUUGUAUGAUCUCUGUUUUCCAAUUGGAGCUGUAAGGCUUGUUUUUGUAGAUGCUUUGUACCAAAAAAUAAUGUCUUUUUUCCUUCCCUUGUUCAUCUGCCGUUGUUACUUCAAAUUAAUAUUUUAACAGUCUGAAUCUUGUGGGCAUGUCAUGUCACAGAAAUAGGUACAUACUCAUGACCGAUAACGUGGAUUAUGGGAGUGACACAUCGGUUUUAGUCGAUCCACUAUGUUUUGAAGCCACUUUAGUACUGAUGGCGGGGGGAAAAUGUCCAGUCCUCAAUUAAAUCAUGAGUUCAUAAUUGUGCACGGUGUCCUAAGGGGAGUCUUGUUCAUGUGGGUUGUUCGGAUCAAAUGUCACUACAGGGUCUUAACUCGCGCAAUUCAGAGGCAUAAGUGUUACAUCAACGAUCACUACUUUCUAUCUGUCUUGACUUUGGCCUUGAUCAUAUGAAGCACUAUCAUCCAGCCGUCCGACUAUUAUCAUUUUUAUGAAGGGCUAUUUGGCUGAACCAUCUCUAAUGCAGUUGUAGGAUUCAGGUAAAAAUACAUAUGCGCUCUGCAGGGAGGAGUGUUCCAAUUUUUUUCUAGGGUUAUCCAUUACCUUCCAUAAUCAUGCCAACCACUGACACCUUACCACUUCCUCCUUCAUUGGGUUAUGUAUCACCCAUAGGAGACCUAAUCAAUACUAGCCAAACUGAGGUAAAGCCAAUAUUUAUACAGUUUCCUGUCAGAGAUCUUCCAUAUCUCUCUCUGAUUAUAUUCUUCCAUUGUGCAAACAGGCAGACAGUGCAAUUAUUGUUAUUAUUAUUAUUAUUAUUAUUAUAUGCUGGGACUGCAUUCAUUCACUAUUGUAAAGAUCAAACAGGCUACUCUAGUGUUGUUGUAAAUGAAAGACAACCACUUCUUUUGGUAAAUAUGAAGAGAUAUCCUGCCGAGCAAUUGCGAUGUUUUCUGUGUCAGUAGCUCACUCAGCCUCUGUGUAUUUUUAUGGAUUUAACAUCCGCACGCUAGAACGUCCGAAAUGCACAAUUCAUGUACUUUCAUUUGAAAUAUCAAUAAAAACAAACAUUUUAUCAAA